This is a messenger RNA of Knipowitschia caucasica, 441 nucleotides long. Lineage: Eukaryota; Metazoa; Chordata; Actinopteri; Gobiiformes; Gobiidae. The record is from the annotation of a GenBank genome assembly.
AUGUUCCAAAUCAGUAAAGAUCCUUUCGCGUCGCCCGGAGACGCUUUGGGUCUGGCGCAUGAGGAGGAGUGUGGAGCGCGGAGGACCGGGCCGGGUUUAAUAGCGUCUUGUGCGUCCUCCGCGUCUCCAUGGCAACCGCCCCAGUCAGUGUGUCCCAAACGGCAGCCCGCGGACCGAGCGCUCGAGCUCAACUCAGGACGACACGACGCAAGGUUCUCUACGGCAGGUUCGGGUCGAUAUUCGGGGUGUGGAGCGAUUGUGUCUCGGUGUGGAGCGACUGUGUCCCGGUGUGGAGGCUCGGAUUAUCGUGGGGGCGUCAUGGAGGAGCUGAAGCGGCAGAUUAUGAUAAACCAGUUCGUGUUGACGGCAGGAUGUGGAGCCGACCAGGCGCUGCAGUGUCUCCAAGCGGCCCACUGGCAGUUCGAGGCUCGAAGUCCAUAA